CCCUCAGCUGUGACAGUAUAAAAUACCUCCUCAACUUAUCAAGAUGUUAGUUGUAGAGUCACUGGUGCUGGUAACCUGCUGAAGAGCCAUGAGGAUCCUCUGACAUCACACUAUUCAAACACACAGCAUCGCAGUAUGGCUUCUGUCGGUGCGUUAUUAAUGUUUCUGCCUGUCGCAUGGGCAUGCUCACCCCAAAAAGCAGACUACGUUAUGGUGUCAUGUUUCCCCAAUGCCAUCAUUGCCAACGUCCCGGAGUGUCCGUACGGCUGGGAGAUCGAGCAGUUGUCCCUGGGUGGAGUAUGUUACUCUGGGAUUCACAGCCCGGGCUACUACCGCUUCAUCAUCUCAGACCUGACACCCAAAAACCACUCGUACUGCGGCACGCAGUCUGAGUACAUGCCCGGCAAAGACCCAAAGUACAUCUUCUAUAACUCCAUCGUGUCCAACGAUACCUCGCUCACAGUCAGAAACCAGCCGGUCAACUACACCUUCAGCUGCAUGUACCGAGCAGCCUACCUGGUCAACAACGCGGUCUUCAGCCAAAGCGUUUUUACUAAACCCUCUGCUUUUUCCAGAGUGGCUACAGUUUAUGUCAACAACGGGAGUUUAGGCACUUUUAGAUCACAGUUGUCUAUGAAUGUGUUCACGAAUUCAAAGUUCCUGUACGCCAAGGACGCUCCCUACGUGAUCGACACUUCUGAGAUCGGCUCUGAAGUUUUCAUCGGCAUCGAGGCAAAAGGACUAAGUAACAGAUUCAAAGUUGUAAUAAACAACUGCUGGGCGACUCCUACUCCUUACUCAACAGACAAGAAGAGGUGGAGUCUCAUCAUUAACAGCUGCUCCUCCGACAACACUGUGACCAUAUUUGAGAACGCCAAAGACAGCCGCUCGAUGUUCAAGUUCAACUCGUUCCGCUUCCAACGGCUGGAGAAGGUGUCCACGGUCUGGCUUCACUGCGAGGUCCAGGUUUGUGACGGAGACCGGCUCAUCUGUCAUCCAGGCCCUUGUUCUCACAGAAGUCUAGCAGCAGAGGUCGAACCAAGUGGGGGGAUCCUCACUACUGAGUUUCACAUUAAAGUUAGUGGAUCCUCCAAUAAUGGACACAUAAAAGGCACGUCACUACUCAUCCUUCUGGUGGUCCUGAUAAACACGUGUUUGGAUUUAGUAAAUGGAUCAAGAAUGUAGUAAAAACAUUUAUUCAUUAAACAUUGACAUAAACACACACACACACACACACACACACACACAGAGGGUGUGUCACCCAGGACUCAGGGAGCGUAUGAACACACUCCUCGGCUACAUUCAAACAAAUGAUUUUCUCAUUUUAUCACAAAUAUCAUUUGUAAUUAGCACGUUUAUUCAGAGUUUCAUAUCCUCCCUGUCAACGGAUAAUCGUUUAAAAUGUUACACACAUUAUACA
Molecule: messenger RNA, 1420 nt
Organism: Larimichthys crocea (large yellow croaker)
Lineage: Eukaryota; Metazoa; Chordata; Actinopteri; Sciaenidae
Gene: tectb
Product: tectorin beta
Exons: 11
Coding region: 136-1185 (349 amino acids)
Molecular function (GO): extracellular matrix structural constituent
Source: RefSeq, a predicted model, not a curated record